Molecule: messenger RNA, 4414 nt
Organism: Pipistrellus kuhlii (Kuhl's pipistrelle)
Lineage: Eukaryota; Metazoa; Chordata; Mammalia; Chiroptera; Vespertilionidae
Gene: KIF11
Product: kinesin family member 11
Exons: 22
Coding region: 240-3410 (1056 amino acids)
Biological process (GO): microtubule-based movement; mitotic spindle assembly
Cellular component (GO): spindle microtubule; nucleus
Molecular function (GO): plus-end-directed microtubule motor activity; microtubule binding; ATP binding
Source: RefSeq, a predicted model, not a curated record
CGCCUUAGUCGUUGCUCGGUUUCCUGCGCAUCUGGCGGGGGCUGGAUCGCUGGCGUGACGGUCCCGGCCGCUGCGGGGCUACCUCGGGGCCAGUCGGAGCCCGGCGCGGAGAGCGGGGACGCCGGCUGCUUCCGUCGAUCCCCGCCCACGCCCAGCCAGCACCCCGGGCUGGGGAGGUGGGCAUCCAUCCCAGCCCGCGCCAGGACCCGGCCGGCCUUGUUUUUUCGGAGGUCCCCGUCAUGGCGACCCAGCCGAAUUCCUCCACGAAGAAGAAAGAGGAGAAGGGGAAGAACAUCCAGGUGGCGGUGAGAUGCAGACCAUUUAAUUUGGCAGAGCGGAAAGCUAGCGCCCAUUCUGUAGUAGAAUGUGAUCACGUACGAAAAGAAGUCAGUGUCCGAACUGGAGGAUUGGCUGACAAGAGCUCAAGGAAAACAUACACUUUUGAUAUGGUUUUUGGUGCAUCUACUAAACAAAUAGAUGUUUAUCGAAGUAUUGUUUGUCCAAUUCUGGAUGAAGUUAUUAUGGGAUAUAAUUGCACUAUUUUUGCAUAUGGCCAAACUGGCACUGGAAAAACCUUUACAAUGGAAGGGGAAAGAUCACCUAAUGAAGAGUAUACUUGGGAGGAGGAUCCUUUGGCUGGUAUAAUUCCACGUACUCUUCAUCAGAUUUUUGAGAAACUUACUGCUAAUGGUACUGAAUUUUCAGUCAAAGUGUCUCUGUUGGAAAUCUAUAAUGAAGAACUUUUUGAUCUCCUUAAUCCAUCCUCUGAUGUUUCUGAGAGACUACAGAUGUUCGAUGAUCCACGUAACAAGAGAGGGGUGAUAAUCAAAGGUUUAGAAGAAAUUACAGUUCACAACAAGGAUGAAGUUUAUCAAAUUUUGGAGAAGGGAGCAGCAAAGAGGACAACUGCAGCUACGUUAAUGAACGCAUACUCCAGUCGAUCCCACUCCGUUUUCUCUGUUACAAUACAUAUGAAAGAAACUACAAUUGAUGGAGAGGAGCUUGUUAAAAUUGGGAAGUUGAACUUGGUUGAUCUUGCAGGAAGUGAAAACAUUGGCCGUUCUGGAGCAGUGGAUAAGAGAGCUCGGGAAGCUGGAAAUAUCAACCAAUCCCUGUUGACUUUGGGAAGAGUUAUUACUGCUCUUGUAGAAAGAACACCGCAUGUUCCUUACCGAGAAUCUAAACUAACCAGAAUCCUCCAGGAUUCUCUUGGGGGACGUACAAGAACAUCUAUAAUUGCUACAAUUUCUCCUGCAUCUCUUAAUAUUGAGGAAACUCUGAGUACAUUGGAAUAUGCUCAUAGAGCAAAGAACAUACUGAAUAAGCCUGAAGUUAACCAGAAACUAACCAAAAAAGCCCUUAUUAAGGAAUAUACAGAAGAGAUAGAGCGUCUGAAACGAGAUCUUACUGCAGCCCGGGAAAAGAAUGGGGUGUACAUUUCUGAGGAGAAUUUUAGAGCCAUGAAUGGAAAACUAACUGUUCAAGAAGACCAGAUUGUAGAAUUGAUUGAAAAAAUUGGUGCCCUUGAGGAGGAGCUAAGUAGGGUUACAGAAUUAUUCGUGGAUAAUAAAAAUGAACUUGAUCAGUGUAAAUCUGACCUGCAAAGUAAGACACAGGAACUUAAAACCACUCAAAAACAUUUACAAGAAACUAAAUUACAGCUUGUGAAAGAGGAGUAUGUGUCGUCGGUUUUGGAAAGCACUGAGAAGAAGCUUCAUGAUACAGCCAGCAAGUUGCUUGACACAGUUGAAGAAACUACAAAAGAUGUAUCCGGUCUCCAUUCCAAACUGGAUCGUAAGAAGGCAGUUGAUGAGCACAAUGCAGAAGCUCAGGAUAUUUUUGGCAAAAAUCUGAAUAGCUUGUUUAAUAAUAUGAAAGAAUUAAUAAGGGAUGGCAGCUCAAAACAAAAGACCAUGCUGGAAGUUCACAAGACCUUGUUUGGUAACCUGCUGUCUUCCAGUGUUUUUGCAUUAGACACCAUUACUACAACAGCACUUGGAUCUCUCUCAUCUGUUCCAGAAAAUGUGUCUAAACAUGUUUCUCAGAUUUCUAAUAUGAUAUUAGAAGAACAGUCAUUAGCAGAAGAAAGUAAAACUGUACUUCAGACAUUGCUUAAUGUACUUAAGACUGACCUUCUAAGUUCACUGGAAACAAUUUUAUCCCCCACUGUGUUGGCUGUACUGAAAAUCAAUAGUCAACUGAAGCAUAUUUUCAAAACUUCACUGACAGUGGCUAAUAAGAUAGAAGAUCAGAAAAAGGGAAUGGAUGGCUUUCUCAGUACACUGUGUGACAAUCUACACGAACUACAGGAAAAUACAAUUUCUUCCUUGGCUGAAUCACAGAAGCAGUGUGAAAAUUUAACGAAAGAACUAAAGACAAUAAAAAAAACCCAUUCACAGGAACUUUGCCAGUUAAUCAAUCUUUGGGGAGAGAGAUUCUGUGCUUUGGAGGAAAAGUGUGAAAACAUCCAGAAACCACUUCACAAUGUCCAAAAAAAUACCGAGCAGAAAUCUAAGGAUAUAAUCAGCAAAACAACUUCUCACAGUACAAAGUUUUGUGCUGAUUUUGAUGGCUUAUCACAGGAACUCAGACAUUUUAACCAAGAAGGUACAAAAUUGGUUGAAGAGUGUGCAAAACACUGUGAUAAACUCAAUCGCAACCUUGAAAUAACAUCUCAUGACAUUGAACAGAGAUGUGAGGCUCUGAACACAAGCGCGCUUGGUUUUUCUGAGCAGUGGCUAUCUGGUUUACAUAAAAGGGAAGAGGAAAUCCAGAACUUACUGCAGGUUGUAAACCAAAAUUGUGAGGUUUCAAGUUCAGAGAUUACUGAAAAAUUAAGUGGACAUAAAGAAGCUAAUGAGAACCACCGUAACAGUUUUCUUGGCCAGAUAAAUAUUGAUGAAGAAAAAUUAAUGGCACAAAGUCUAGAACUUAAUGAAACCAUAAAAAUUGGUUUGACUAAGCUCAACUGCUUUCUGCAACAGGAUCUGAAGCUGGAUAUCCCAACAGGUACAACACCACAGAGGAAAAAUUACUUAUAUCCAUCAACACUGGUGAGAACUGAACCACGUGAACUGCUCCUUGAUCAGUUGGAAAGGAAACAGCCAGAGCUGUUAACGAUGCUAAACUGUUCAGAAAACAAUCCAGAAGACACCAGUCAGGACUCGGAAGAAGAAAAGGCAGUUCUGGAGCACACUAUUGAAGAACCUGUAAAUCAAGAGCCACCUGUAGAUGCUAGUGUGGAUUGUUCCUCAAGUACAGGGGUCCCGUUUUUCCAGCAUAAAAAAUCGUAUGGAAAAGACAAAGAAAACAGAGGCAUUAAUCCAGUGGAGAGGUCUAAAGUAGAAGAAACUACUGAACAAUCUGUUACAAGAAGCAGAUUACCUCUACGAGCCCAGAUAAAUCUUUAGUUAACUCGAGGGUUUUAAAUUUUAUUUUUAAUAAAAAUGAAAAAAUAAACCCUGUAACUCGAACCUUGAGCCUUGUGUAUAGAUUAAAAACAAACAGAAAAUAUCAAGGCAAUAUUGUAAAUUUAGUUGAAUUUAAUAUGUGUUCCCAUUUUUUCUGUCAUUCCUCUGUAGUUCACUGUGUAUUAAGUUGGGUUUCAUUUGGGAUUUGCAUUGAGUAAACUUUCCUUUUAUAACAUGAAAAAUAUUUUUGUCUAUUACUAAAUAGCAAAUGUAUAGGAGCUGCACUAUUCUUCUAGGCUUGAAUGGCAACAUCACCAAUGCUUGGUCUUGGGGAGGACCAUCUCCUUUCUUUUAUCUUAUUUUUUUACUAUGAUUGAAUUAUGUCUAUAUUUGCUCGCCUCCUUCCUUAGACUUUGCCACUCUGCCUUAAGUUCCCUUUCUCCCGUUUUAUUUGUCAAUAAACCAUUUGUAGAGCUCCAGAUUGGUAUCCAUUUAUUAUGAGAUAGCCAGAAUUUUACCUUGCUAUCUUUAUUACUUUUUUUAUGGUUAUCUCUAAAAUCACUGUCAACAAUAAACAUAACCCAAGAAGGUCCUUUCAAUAUUUUUAAGUUGUUACCCCCUAGAUAUGCGUUUCCUUUCUGAGGCCUAACACAUGAGCCUCCACAGAGUUCAUAAAAAUCCCGAUUUUUAGAAUAUAGAUUGCUGUUUUGGGAGAACUACCUAAAUCUCUGAUUAAUGACUGUGUGAUCCCAUUUUAAUGCCUGUGUCUUACACAGAAAUUCACGGUGGUUUAAGGGCUUUUUGACGUUAUUAAUUAUGACUAUAACUUGUAUUCUUUUGUUUACUUGAUAAAACUGUUGUUCUUUGUAUAUAAUAAAAUAUGCAUAUGUGUAUUUUUUUUCUAUUGAAAUCUUAAUCUUUAGAAGAGCUUUGAUAAUUUUUAUCUGGCAACCAUAUUUCUGGAAGUUGAGCUAUUUCAACAUGAAGAACCAGAACACUUAGAA